Molecule: messenger RNA, 5711 nt
Organism: Cydia pomonella (codling moth)
Lineage: Eukaryota; Metazoa; Arthropoda; Insecta; Lepidoptera; Tortricidae
Product: odorant receptor Or2-like
Exons: 9
Coding region: 3200-4996 (598 amino acids)
Biological process (GO): sensory perception of smell; detection of chemical stimulus involved in sensory perception of smell
Cellular component (GO): plasma membrane
Molecular function (GO): odorant binding; olfactory receptor activity
Source: RefSeq, a predicted model, not a curated record
GGAGACGGCUCAUGGGCCUUUCCUAGCGAGGAAGAAGAGAUAGAAGAAUAAAAUAUCACUAUAAAAAUAAGUCAAUUGGUGGAUCUCUCAAUCAUUUUGUUUCAUGCACGUUGAUAGAUCCACAUCAGGGUGGUGCUGGACAUGUACUAUAUCUAAGGAAGAAUUGGGUCAGGCGUAUUCCAUAAAUAUGUACAAAUUAAAAGUAAUGUAUUUUAUCAAAAAUGGUCUGUAAUGUUUGAAAAUCAGCAAUGUGUUUUACUUACGGGUAGGUACCAGUAUUUUUUCUCGUGAAUAUUUCAUUACUUAUUAUAAUUACUCGUAAUAUUCAUUACAAAUUCAAUUCAAAAUGCAUUUAAUAUCACUUAAAGUAUUGGUGUUUAAUAUAAAAUUAUUUGGCCAACAGAAAUGAUUAAAAACUAUUAAUCUUUGGUAUGCUUGGGAGCAGAUAUUCUCCAUAUAUUGCUAUAUUAAUGGCAACAUUUUUGACAGGAGCAUACAAAACGUUAAUUAUAAAAACAGGGCACUUAAAUUGUUUUUUUUUUUCAAUUCAAUUAAUAUGUCUGAUACUCAUGGAAGUUUUGUUAUUAAAAUGGUAAAAAAAUGUUUUUAGACCCUACCUGCUCGUUUUUUAAUACCACGUCGGUGGCAAACAAGCAUACGGCCCGCCUGAUGGUAAGCAGUCAUCGUAGCCUGUGGACGCAUGCAACACCAGAGAUUACAUGCGCGUUUUCGACCCUUUAAAAACCUGAACACUCCUUUUUUGAAGAAACCCAUACUCUUUAUUUUUAGUCUUAAACCUAUAAAACAUACUCGUACCUACUUUUUAAGCUAGGGUUCCAAAUUUACUUUAGAUAGCACACAUUUUGGGCACGUGCGGUCAUUGUGUCGCGCCUACAUCCCUUAAUUAAUUCGUGUGGGACAGCGGCACUGCAUGUCAACACCAGCCUUCCGUUUCAGUUGUUGUGUUUAUUAUAUUAUGUAGAGGAUUUAUUUAAUCGGUUUCCGUUGUCCAGCCAACUUGGUUUCAGUUACUUCUAUGAAUGUCGUAGAUAUCAUUAACGGCACAGUCUAUCAAAAUUAUUCUUCAGGUCGUAAGUUCAAUUUUGACAUGAAUGCCACAGUAAAAUUAACCGCUUAACAACCUAAUUUUUUUGAAAAGCAGACAAAUAAUUCCCUGAUCUUUUUCCAGUUUACAGACUAUGUGCGUUAUAUUGUUUACAAAAUCACGCCCUCACAAGUUCUCAACAGAAUGAUAACAGUAUCAGGAAAGUCGAAAGCAGGCGUUCCAUUAUCUCUUAACAAAGUUUUAACAGGCAAUUUGCCGAACCCAUGUCAAGUUCGCAAAAUCACCAAUAAAGGCACCUUCGACUGACUUUUCUCGUCCUUGCGAGGCAUACGAAUGAUAAUUUACUUAAAGAGAAACUUUACUUUGUUCAGGUAAAUUGCGUUGCACAGGAAAACAUACCAAGCAUUAUAUAACUGAUUUAUCCUUAUUGUAUCGUAAAACGAAAAUGAAUUAACUUACUUGGCAUGUAAUAUUUUGCUUGCAUAAUUAGUUGAAAAAGCCAGGGAUGAGGCCUGAUGACGUGAACACAUUAACCAACUUCUGAGAAAUUUAAAUAGUACCAGCUUUUGUUUCUUCUCGUCCUCCUCUCCCGUGACUCGCAUUCCAUGGCUUUGAGCUGAAACUCUAACAUUAAAAUUCAAGACAUCUGGUUUGGAAGAAGCAUAUAUUUCUAUUACUCGAAGUAUUCAGCCCUUUCCAUUAUAAACGAAACUCAAGUUCAAAUUGAGAUUAAAAGAAAUAAAACAAUUGUUCGUAAAUACAUGACAAGGAACUAACACUUAAACUAAAAUAAAAAACAAGAACCUGAUAAGGCCCCUUAAAUAGCUCGGCGGCACAUAAAUUGAGUUUUAUGAGGAGUUAAUAACCUUGUUAGAAACUUUUCUAUCCGCACUGUGUAUCUUUCAGAUUAAGGCUAUUCAAUAUACCUGGACUAGGCCGUCCAGGUAUAUUGAAUAGCCUUUAUUCUUUCUUUAUCUAUUCUUUAACAUUACGAUUAUUGGGUAGUCGUACCUAUACCGCGUGUAUUUUUGAUAUAACCACAAACUUAAAACGAGAUGUAGGUUUUAGUAGUAUGAAAUGAUUCUGAAGGAAAUUUUUAAUUUACUCUUAACCACAACCGCAUAUUAUUUUUUUCGGGCAGCAAUGUAUUUCGUACAUCGUGAUCACUUGUGACAGUUGUGAUGUCGCGUCAUUAAUGCGACGUUUUAACCUAGCACAUAGUAGUGAUAUAUUGCUGGCUGUAUUAUUUUAUAUGAAAAAAUGAAAGUCGUCCAUUUUUUAUAAAACCUAUGAAAGUGUGUUCAUUAAAGGCUUAACUAACUACCCUUUGAUUAUGUGGUCGUAUCAAAAAUAUAAUGUAGUAUUUCUGUAGCAUUAUAUUACAAAGAAAAUAAAAUAUACCUAUCCAUUUUACUAGCUUUCUGUGGCGUACGCUAUUCUCAGUUCCUAAAGUCUCUCAAUAAAAAAGUAAUUCCUACCUUUUCAACUUUCCUUAAACGUCCCUGCCGGACCUUGUAUCAUGCAUUUUUAAUGACUCAUUAACCUCUCAAACAACUCCCCUUAAGUGCUUUUCGUGUGAAAUGCAAGGCGGUUAAUUUGCAAGGCAGUUAGGGUUACACACAACACAAUUUAACUUUAAAAAUUGAAUAUUUACGAAUUCGAGUAGAAAUAUAGGGCGAGGAGGUGGACAUCGAUUUUCUUUAUGGUUAUUCAGAUCGUAAAUAUCAAGAUUUAUCGCAUUUAAAAUCAAUAAUAUCAAUAUAAGUACUUGGAUAGAUUCAGUAUUUAGGUACUUUGUCACGUGCUUUACCUAGAUUUGCAGUAAUACCUAUAACGUAACUACAAAAUAUUUUUAGGAGUAGGUUUAAUUGGUACCUAAUAAAUAACCUACGUCUUUGUAUGUUAUUUAUGUUGUCGAUCAAACUAAUAUAAAUGAUCAGCGGAAUAGAUACACCAGUUUGAACCACAGUAGCUUGUAGUUCGAGUCGGUCUUAACGAAUUUGUGCAUUUUAAAAUAUUUAACUUUUCUAUUAACACUACACUCCUCAUAACAACCCAAAAUGGUAUAAAACGCAAUUUUUCGCAAGCUUAAUUCGCAUUUGCGUCAAAGUAUUAUUCAGUAAGGAAGGAACAAUGGUGUCUGUCCAGAAAAUAAUUUCAUUAGCUAAAAGACUCGAGGAUCCGAAACACCCUUUAUUAGGUCCAAAUUUGAAAGGCCUUUAUGUUUACGGCCUGUGGCAAAGUGGAAGCAAAUUUCGCAAUACAUGUUAUAAUGUCAUACACUUUUGCGCUUUUUUGUUUGUAAUUAGUCAACUAAUAGAACUUUGGAUCAUAAGGCAUGAUUAUUUGGAAGCAUUACAUAACCUUUCAUUGACCGCAUUGGGAAUGGUUUGCAUUUUUAAAGCCGUGUCUUACGUUAUGUGGCAAUCGGAUUGGAAAAAAUUGGUAGAAGGUAUUUCAGCCGAAGAAAUCUCGCAAUCCGAUAGCUUGAAUGAUGCAUGUAUAGAAUUGAAGCAAAAGUAUACAAAUUAUGUAAGAAUUGUGACGUAUUUGUAUUGGAAUGUUGUUGUUUCUACUAACAUAACUAUGGUUUCGGCGCCGUUUCUAAAAUAUGCUACAAGUUCAGAAUACCGUGAACAGAUAAGUAAUGGGACGGAGCCAUUGCCACAAAUUUUCAGCUCGUGGUUUCCAUUUGAUAAAACAACAAUGCCCGGCUAUUCUCUAGCAAUCUUCAUUCACAUACUAAUUAAUAUCCAUGGAGGGGGAGUCAUUGCGCUUUAUGAUUCAAAUGCAGUGGCUGUUAUGGUAUUCAUCAGAGGCCAACUGGGAAUGUUAAGGGAAAAAUGCAAACACAUUUUUGAUGAAUAUGAAUUAGUUAAUCAAGAAAUAAUAUUGGGCAGGAUUAAAGAAUGUCACAGGCAUCAUAAUUUUAUCAUGAGGCAUAGCUCGUUGUUCAACUCUUUGUUAUCACCGGUUAUGUUCCUGUAUGUUCUUGUUUGCUCCGGCAUGAUUUGCUGCAGCGUCAUCCAGUUUACUUCGGAAGAAGCGACGGCAGCACAAAAAGUCUGGGUGCUCCAAUACACUACGGCUCUCGUGUCCCAGCUCUUCUUGUACUGCUGGCAUAGCAAUGAAGUGGUUGUGGAGUGUCAACAUGUGGAUGGCGGCGUGUAUGAUAGCGAGUGGUGGAAAGGAGAUACACACGUACGCAAGCAGCUGGCAAUGCUUGGCGGGAAACUCACGCACAAUAUCGUUUUUAGCGCCGGGCCCUUUACCACACUCUGCGUACCUACCUUCAUUGAUAUAGUGGAACAUUCUGCCAUUUGUUUCUAUGGAAGUGGGAUCGUUGCGAGUUACGAUGUUAACACGGUGGCUCUAAUGUCAUUUUUCUGUGGACAGCUUGAGAUCUUGGUAGCAAAUAGUAAGAAAUUGUUCAGUGAAGACGGUAAACUUGUCAGUUAUUCAGAAGCGAUGGAAAGAAUAAAACAAUGUCACAAGCAUCAUCUGUCAUUGAUUAAGUACUCAAAAAUCUUGAAUUCCCUGCUAUCGCCUGUGAUGUUUUUAUACGUCGUCAUUUGUUCACUUAUGAUUUGCGCCAGUGCUACUCUCUUGACAAAAGAGGGGACGACAACUAUGCAGCGAAUGUGGGUAGCAGAAUACCUGGCAGCACUCAUCGCGCAACUAUUUUUAUAUUGCUGGCAUAGCAACGAAGUGUAUUUUAUGAGCGAAAGCGUAGAUAGAGGAAUAUAUGAGAGCGAAUGGUGGCAAUGUGGGGUCGGCUUGCGUCGCUGCGUUGUGCUGCUGGGCGGGCAGCUGCGGAAAACCAUCAUAUUUGAAGCUGGACCUUUCACAAAUCUCACUGUUGCUACUUUUGUUGCGAUUCUCAAAGGAUCAUACAGUUACUACACAUUGUUGAGCAACAAUGAAGGUUAGAUUCAUAAAGCACCGUAGAUGAAAAGAGUAAAAUAGUAGAAAUAUAAUGAGAAAUAGAAAUAGAAAGAACAAAUAAUAGUAGAGUAAAAAAUAAAAUUGUGACACAAGUAACUUAAUCUUUAUUCAAUCAUUUACCUUCCCUUUAAAAACUUAAAAAAGCUAUUGCAAUUAUUUUCGUGUCGGUCCUGGGCUGCUUGGGUAACCUCCUCCCACCCCAUCCCCAAUACACCCAACUCUUGCUCCACUGAACGGCGUCAAGUAAAUUUAGGGCGACCAUGUUUCCGUCGCAGCCCAGGACCGGAGUGAGUGGAAGAAAAUGGUUCGAGCCCCUACACCCCAGCAGGGGGUAAGGAUGGGGAGAAGAAGAAGAUCCUCGUGCCGCCCAAGAAAAAAAACGCAAGAUCAGCUAAACGCCCAGUGUGUGCAAUAUAUGAGCCAUAAUAUUUUGAAGUCGUAACUGCUCACGCACUUUCUAACAUUUUUUUGAUGAAGAACUCAAUCAGGAUUUUUUUUCCGGGUAUUAGUGAAUAAAAAUAAAUACAAUGAAUUGAAUUCCGACAUCGUAUUUUUAGUUCAUUUAAAUGCACAUUGGGUUUUUAAUGAAAAAUCGAAGCUAUGAAUAUUAUAUAAUAUAUAUCUCUCACUUUAUACUUAAGCUUAAACCUCAUAAAGAUCUUCGUAACACGAAACCGUCACCAAAAUUUAUUAUAAAUCG